UCAGUGGCAUUAUCGUAAAAAUUACCAAGGCGGUGGCUUAUAAAGACACAUCUCUGGGAGAAAUUUGGCGAUCGUACUUUUUGUUGGUUGGUUCCGCUCAACGCUCCACUCUCUCACGAUUCACAGCAGUGCGCGGUCGUCUUGUUAGGGUUUUCUGCUUCUGGAUCUGGUGCCCACGCUCCUCUCGUACUCCCGAUAGCGCUGUGCUUCGCCCAUUAUUAGAACUUUAAAGUACCAGGAACGAUUGUUCUUUCAGUAACAAAAGAAUGGAAGGGGAGAUAGGCGCAGAUUCAAUUCUAGAUUAUGCACUUUUUAACAUAUCAUCAAAAGAGAACAGGUAUGAGGUUCUCAUUUGCAAAGAGGGUAAAUUUGAAAACUUAGCAUGUGGUCCUCUGGACCAGUUAGCUGUACAUUUAGCACAAGUGAAGCAAUGUCAAUCAAACCCAUCUCGCAAUAACUUUAAGUUGGAAUUGGCUAAUACCUUCGAAAUCUCAUCUUGGUUUACCAAAUCAACUUUGGCAAGUUUUUUAGGUAUUGUUAGCUCCCCCGACGUGGUAAGAACCACCACUGCAGUUGCAAAUGAGAUGUCCCAGUUGGAAGAUACCAGAAGGUUUCAUCUCUCUAUUUAUGAUAAGAAAAAUCCAGAUCACGCUGGAGACGCUACAGCAGGCAGCCACUUUGAAGGUGUUGGCCUAACAAAUACAAAAGUUGAGGCUGGGGCAUCUGAUGCUACAAAGAAUGAAUUGCUGCGUGCAAUAGAGUUGAGGAUUGUUGUACUCAAAGAAGAGUUAGUGGCAUCUUUUAGCCAAGCUGCUGGUGCCACUUUGUCAGUGAAACAGUUAUCUGAUCUAGCAAAAUUUUCACAGCACUUUCAAGUGAGAGAUUUGAGGGAUCCUUUAUCAAAGUACUUAUCAUUGAUUUCAGAAGACCAAUUGGCUGAAUCCUCAGUUAAAGAAGAAUGCUCUGAUGGUUCAAAGAAUAAUCCCGAGGAUAUUAUUGAAGGAAUAUAUACCUUGAGUGCAGCGAUUGGUAAACCAAAAUCUUCUACUGAGGGUAUCUCUCCUGCAAAAAUUGCACAAGCUGAGCGGAAGAGUUCGACAGAAAGUGAUAAUUCCUCCGAGUCUACUGAUGAAGAUCAGACAUUCAAUGAAAGAAGCCGACCUGUUGUUAGGUCUGCAACCCCUAGAAGAGCUGCCUCUCCUAUGAGACGAGUACAAAUCGGAAGGUCUGGAUCUCACAGAUCUACAGCCCUGACUAUCAAGAGCCUCAGUUACUUUUCCACCAGGGAGAAAAUUCCAACCAGCAAGGAUACUGAUGAAAACAACAGUGGAGAUGAACAAACUGAUCAGCCUGUGAAGAAAUCUGAUAAGACAGUAAGAAGGAUGAGUGUCCAAGAGGCAAUUAGCCUCUUUGAAAACAAACAAAAAGAUAACAAUUUGGAUGGUCAGAAAAGGAGAGCUUCAGGAGACAACUCUCUGAUCAACAACAAAACUGUAUUGAGAAAAUGGAGUUCUGGUUUGACCGAUUCUCUGAAUCAUUACCAAGAAAAUGCUUCUGACCCUUUAUCUCAAAGAAGUUGUUCUUUACAUGUGGAAGAAGACAAUAAGAUGACUCCUGUGAAGACUGAGUCUUGUAUAUCUCCAGGCAAUUUGAAUACUGCUUCUGAAACUGCUCAGAUUGCUGCAUCACCUGAGGUAGAGAUAGUGGCAAUUUCAAAGGAUGGUCCUGUGGAUUCAUUAUCAUCCGAGAUUGGCAAAAUUGAUGAUGGGGAUACUGCCUCAGCUGAGUGGAGUAAGCAGAAGGAAGCAGAGCUCAACCAAAUGCUAACUAAGAUGGAGAGGAAACUGGGGAAUUACAGUAAUCCCAAUACUGGUUCUGGUGGGUCCCUGUCUAUCUCCAACAAACAGAGAGGACGAUUUUAUAGUCAGUAUAAGGCAAAACGGGAUGAGAAACUUCGAGCAGAAAAUGGCAACAAACAGCCUGUGAUGGAAAAAAAACUUAGGGUCUUACAGGAAACCUUGAAACCGAGCAAAGCAGAGCCGGCCUUUAAAUCUGGGGUCACUGCUAAAAGGUUGGAUAAUUUGGUUAGGUCUCAAAGACCUCAGAGAAAUUCUCCUCCACCAGUGUUACAAAAAACAGAAGUUUCAAAGUCAGUAGUAUCCAAAAAAGCUUCAGUAAAACCAUCAUCUUUGCCAACUACACGUGCUUCAUGGUCAUCUGGCUCAUUGCCAAAGAGAAGUGGAGCACAGCCUGUUAAAAGUUCUUCUAAAGUGUCCUGUGAUACUACUCCUAGCCGUCGGAGAUCCCAGCCUGUUUGUCCAACUCCACCUAGCCCCAAAAUUGAAAAACCAUUGCAUCAGCCAAGAGAUAAGCCAGAAGCCAAGGCUGAAGUUAAACGAAUUGCCAGAGGUCAAGGGGAAAAGAAACAGAAAACACCAGCAAAUACCAAUAUUACUGUGAAAAACAAAAAUCCAACUGCUUCUCCAGAUGAAUCUGCUUCAUCAGUGGCAAAACCAAGCUUCUAUGACAAGGUGACGAAGAAAGGCAGUGUUGUUCCUUUAGAAGUCAAACCUGCCAGAAAAUUUUCUCGGACUGGACAUGUGGCUGAUCGUGGUUUAACCAAGUCUAGAAUUAUCCAGUCUGAUGCUUCAUCAAAGAGAAGUGACAAUUCCAUUCAAGUUGAAGAGGAGCAGACACCUGAGACAAUGAAUAAGGUACUGGAGGCUGAUCUUGCUGAACAAGCAAAUGAUGUUCAUGCAAAUUUAGUAACUUCACUAGAUAAUUGUUUAAAUCUUGAAAAAACAGAAACUGUGGAUCAAAAUUUAGCUGACGUCGAUAAUGCCAACCAUAACUCUAUAGAACCUCUUGUUGCUGAGAUUCAACCUGAUGAGGAUAUAAGCAUUUCAUCAGUUGCAUGGGUGGAACUAGAACGUGAUGUUCCCACUGCAUGUGACACUGGAUUGUCCAAUGCCUCAAUCUCCAAUGUUCUUGAACCACCACUCAUAUCAAGUCCUCGUGUUCGACAUUCAUUAUCUCAAAUGCUUCAGGCUGAUAGUAAUGAACCAGAUGCCAUUGAGUGGGGAAAUGCUGAAAACCCUCCUGCAUUGAUCUACCACAGGGAUGCUCCCAAGGGAUUGAAGAGGCUCUUGAAGUUUGCUCGUAAAAGCAAGGGAGAGGCAAAUGUGACUGGUUGGGCUAGCCCAUCAAUCAAUUCAGAAGGAGAGGAUGAUGUAGAAGAUCCAAAAUCUGCUUACAAAAAUAACUUUGAUAUGUCCAGAAGAACUUCCCUUCACGAGAAGAGCUACAGUCAGCUAAAAACUAUGGUGAACGAAAGUUUGCAUGAUCACAACUCAAACAAGAGGGCAGGGACAGGCGAUUAUCUAGGAGUUCAUGAUGUAUUGUCAGGUUCAUCAGCAGCAACAUCAACUAAAGCAGCUAGGUCAUUCUUCUCUCUCUCAACAUUUAGGAGCAGCAAAUCAAAUGAGACGAAGCCCCGAUAGUCUCCGACAAUAUAUACAAGCUCCGCUCGCUGAGCAGUAAGUUUCUUCCAAAUUGCUGCUAGUUGUAGAAUGACCAUUAUGAGUUUGACAAAAUGCAGGCCCAUCCACGGUGUUCGAUAGUUUGGAGAAUUGUUCUACUACCUGUGUGGUUUUUCUUUCUUUUUCUUUUUCGGUGCAGAUUUUCAUGAGAAUAAUAGCUUGAUCAAUGUUGUUGAAAUUGAUGUAGUCUGUAUAUGGUUUGUUGCGGCUAUGUGCCCUUUUGCUAUAAGUUUAUGAUGAGAGGACACACCAGAAUAGAGUUCUUUUA
This is a messenger RNA of Zingiber officinale, 3807 nucleotides long. RefSeq names its product COP1-interacting protein 7-like. The transcript is spliced from 11 exons. Lineage: Eukaryota; Viridiplantae; Streptophyta; Magnoliopsida; Zingiberales; Zingiberaceae. Bases 267 to 3500 code for a protein of 1077 amino acids. The record is from RefSeq and is a predicted model, not a curated record.